GGCCCUCAAACAAAAACUUUCCUCGUUGCUCCCUUUAUGACACUGGUUUUUUUGUCCACAAAAAUUCUUAUUCAAAUUGCUCACUUUUCUUGAUUAUAUACUAAUUAAGUAUAUUAAUCCAAUUUCGAUCAACCCCACUCCGAUUUAGAAUGUCCCAACAAUCCUAAUGCCAACCUCACAACCCAUGUGUUUUUCAGCAAUUUCCAAGGUACAACACGCACACAAAUAACCUUGUAAUGAGGUGAUUUCGAAGGAUCAAAGUCCAACUGUAGGCCCAAAAGUGAUUCCUUCUCAAGCAACAACUUCCUCGAUUCCCCGGUGGUCGGAUUGUAGACAUAGUAAUCUCUGUUAACAGAUAAAGAGCUCCCACACUCGAGCAACAAAAGGCUUGCAGGAUCUUGGGAUGAGCUAAAUUUAAAUGGAACUGAAUGAAUUUCUUACUUGUGGAAUUAAAGUAGAAGAAUAGAGAUGGGGCGGCGCGGAGGAGGAAAGAAGGUUGCGGUUUGCGGUGGCGGAGAGUGUGGAGAUAAGAGAGCGCCAGUGUUUGCUUACGGCUUUGAAUCUGACAAGGGAUUUUGCAGGCAGGAGGAGGAGGAUUUCCAUUAGCACGUCGUGGUUGGAGGUGGAUGUUAUUUUGCCUUCCAUCUUUUUCCGUCUGCCUGAAGCGAAGAUGGGAGGGUCUGGGGGUUCAAACAUUAAUUUUUAUACGUUAAUUAAAAUAUAUUUUAAUUGAAAUGAAGAUUAAAAAAGAAUGAAUAAAUGGAAGCAAACAAGGUAUGAAUUCAUUGUUUUUCUCUUUCUCUCUUUUAUGAAACAAAUUUUUAUUAUUACUAAAUUAAAAAGAAACAAAUUUUGUUUUAUAUAUGGUUGACGCACUGUUUUCUUCAUGGUGGGGUCGGCCACCCUUAAUGAACCCUAACAAAGCCCUCUAUCAUUUUUCAAUAAUCUCAACUGCUGCAAACACCCAAGAAUGAGUGGAACGCCUGAUUUCUUCUAUAGAGAAGCUCAGCGCCUUGGUUAUGUUGCCCGCUCCGCCUUCAAGUUGCUUCAGAUACAGAAGCAGUACAAGAUCAUAACACCUGGUUCUUCUGUUCUUGAUCUUGGUUGUGCUCCUGGUGCUUGGCUUCAGGUGGCAUGUCAGAACUUGGGUCCAUUGGGGAAGGGUGGAGUUGUCGUGGGAAUUGAUGUUAAGAAGGUGAAGGUUCCAUCAAUGCACUGUGAUGAAAGGGUUACGACAGUUUGUGCUGAUGUAAUGAAUCUACCAAGGGAGCAAGUUAGAGCACUCUCGCCUCAGCAAAAGGGUUUUUCCGUCGUACUCUCUGAUAUGUGUCCCUUAGUUUCUGGGAUCACAACUAGAGAUGCAGCUUUAUCUGCUGAACUGGGGAUGCGAGCAAUUGAUUUGGCCGUAGGGAAGGCUGCCCAUGAUCGCACAGUAAAUAAUGCAUUCGAGGAAGUGCAAUCAGAUGGCUCUGGGUCUUCUUUAGGUAUUGAUGGUGUGUUGCAACCAGGGGGCCACCUCAUCAUUAAGCUUCUGGAAAGUGAAGACGUAAAAGAAUUCAGCCAAAUAUGCAAACCAAUUUUCAGAAAGGCAUCAUGGUUGAGGCCUAAAGCAACUAGGUCGUGUUCCAGGGAAAUUUAUUUGAUUUGUCAGGGGUUUCAAUAUAGGGUUAGAGAAUAGAAACAAGAACCUGCUUAAUGUCCUUAAGUACUCCAAAACAUUACAUUUGGUGAGAAUGCUUUGAUGAAGCAAAUGUCAGAGGUGUAUUAAGUUGAUGAUGCAAGAUAACAUGUCCUGGAGCAGUUGCAACUAAACAAACUGUGUUUGCAGAGAUCUCAAUGUAAAGUGAGUGUAGAAUGUAUUGAGAUCACAUGGAAAGAAGGUUCUGAAAGUCUCCCACUUUCCUGCUCUGGGUGCCCAGAAUAUUAGCCGAUUCUUUUGUGGUUUUAGAAACAUAUUGGAAUGACAAGCAGCUCUAGAUGACACUUGAGAAAAGAUGAUGAAAAAUCAUGUAGAUGGAUGUUGGGCUAUAUAAUUCUUGAUUAUGUAUGCAUAUUCAAAACUCGUUUCCUGUAAUUCCUGCACAAGUUGGGGGAAGGAAAAGGAAGAAAAAUUCACUUUACAA
Molecule: messenger RNA, 2123 nt
Organism: Sesamum indicum (sesame)
Lineage: Eukaryota; Viridiplantae; Streptophyta; Magnoliopsida; Lamiales; Pedaliaceae
Source: RefSeq, a predicted model, not a curated record